AUGAAGUCACCUACUCCGGGAGAGCGCAUGCAUUAUCAUUUUCUGUCUCCACUAGAUGCUGAGUUCUUCUUCACAGAGUCUGGUAUUAAUGCGGGCAGGGUGGAUCUGGAGAUGGGCUACAACGCCUGGGAUACUACUGGCCCAGGCAACAGCAAGACGCUGCUACUGGUAGCGGUGCACAAGCAAGACUCCAGCUGGCUGGGGGACGGUGUGGUGCGCGUGAUCGAGUUGAGUGGUCGUGUUGCAGGGCGGCACCCACCGGUGGUGGUGCGCGGCGGCCCGGGCAGCGGCAAGACGCUGCUGCUGGCGGCGGUGCACCGGCAGUGCGCCGGCUGGCUGGGGGACGGCGUGGUGCGCGUGAUCGAGUUGAGUGGUCGUGUUGCAGGGCGACACCCGCCAGUGGUGGUGCGCGGCGGCCCGGGCAGCGGCAAGACGCUGCUGCUGGCGGCGGUGCACCGGCAAUGCGCCAGCUGGCUGGGGGACGGCGUGGUGCGCGUCUUCCGCGCCUGCGGCGCCACGCCGCGCUCCGCCUACAACCUGGAGCUGCUGCGCAUCCUCUGCCAGCACCUGCGCCUGCUGCUCGACCCGGCCGACGCCGACGCCGGCGCCGCGCCGCCCAUCCCCAAGGACGCCUCCUUCGACCCACUCUAUGUCAAUAACUGGUUCCAGACGCUGCUGCGGCGCUUCGAGGAGGGCGCGCCCGCGCCCACGGCCACGUCCGCGUCGCCGCCGCCGGUGCUGGUGGUGCUGCUGGACGACCUGCAGCGGCUCAACCCGCUCGACUCGGACAUCGUGGCGGCGCUGUCGUGGCUGCCCGUCAGCCUGCCGCGCCGCGUCCACGUGGUCGCCACCAGCGCGCUGCCGCCCGACCAGCUCAAGAUCACCCCACUGCAGCGCGAGCGCUUCCGCGCCUCCGACUGCUGCGUGGAGCUCCCCGGCGCUGUCGAGCCUGCAGAGCUAGAACGCCGCGUGGAGUCUUCACUGGAGCAGCUGGAGGAGCAAGUGGGCAGGCUGGCCGUGUCGCGCCUGGCGGCCUUCCUCACCGCCACGGAGUUCGGCCUCUGCGAGACGGAGCUGCUGGAGCUGCUGAUGCCCACCACGGGCGGAGCGCUCAGCCUCGCCGCGGGCCACUUCAGCUUCAGCUCCAUGUGUGCCGUGCGACGGCGCAUGGGCGACCUGUUGCAGGAGAAGCUGAUGAGCGGCCGGCUGCUGGUGUGCUGGCGCCACGAGCUAGCGCGGGAAGUGGCGCGCCGGCGGUACCUGCACUCGCAGGACGUGCUGCGCGCCACGCACGCCGAGGUGGGCAACCUCUUCUUCAGCGAGUUCUCGGGGCAGCAGGCCAGCGAGGGGGACGGCGGCGCCGAGGAGUCGGCUCCAUCGCCAACGGAAAACAAGGAAACGCCGUUUCAAACGAGUUUCCUUCCAGAUGACGUCACGUACAGCCUCAGACAUGUUGAAGAGUCUUGGAUUCACCUCCUGAAGGCUGGGGACAGCUGCAGGCUGAAGCAGCUGACGGUGUGCAACUUCGACUUCCUGCUGGCGGCGGUGCAGACGGUGUCGGUGAGCUACCUGCGCUGCGUGCUGGAGCACGUGCGCUGCUACUUGCUGGACCGCGACCUCGAGCUCGUCUACUACACCAUCCGCAAGUCCAGCGACGUGCUCACCAGGGACCCGCUGCAGCUGGGCGCCCAGGUCGUCUGCUGGCUGCGACCCGUCGCAGAUGACAGUGGAGAUCUGGUGAGUCAUAUGAUAACUGCAGCCAUGGCCUGGUGUGAUGGCUACACAGCACCAUUACUGGUCCCACUAAAUGGUUGGCUUCAACCUCCGUUACCCUUGCAGAUUAAAAGCCUGCAUUGCCCAGCUGGUGUAAAGCUGCUAGAGCCAACACCGUCUGGCCAGCACUUGGUAGUUGUCCCACACAACGGGGACCCACAGCUGUGGCAUGUCAUGUCAAACACACUCACCCACACUUUCAAAGGACACAGUGGUCCAGUAUUAUGCCUAGCAAUUACUAAACAGUCACAGUAUCUGCUAACUGGCUCAGAUGACAUCUCAAUCAUUGUCUGGGACUUGAAGUCUCUCCAACUGAAACUGAGAAUAUAUGAGCAUAUCGCACCAGUGCUGUGCCUGACCCCUGCACUCAGCAAUGCAGUCAUUGUUAGUGGUGGAGAAGACUCAAGAAUUAUCAUAACUUCACUACUGACUGGCGAUGUUGUCAUGAAGAUAGACCAUCACCGUGGUCCAGUAACUGCUGUCAAAGUCACCGCUGCGGGGGAUGUCCUCGUGUCUGGUUCCUCAGACUCAACUGUUUGUCUGUGGUCAUUAGAGAACUUCAAUUUGCUCAACUCCAUAAGCUUAGCAUCACCUGUCACAUUCCUGGAUGUGUCACUGGAUUCUGUAUUCCUUGUUGCUGCAUGUGAAGACAACCAACUGUACCUCCGUUCUCUUGCUACUGGAACGGAGAUACACUGCCUUCGAGGGCAUAAGGCAGAGAUUCGGUCUGUUUGCUUGGCUCAAGAUAAUUGCCGAGCUGUAGUAGGUGGCUCUGAUGGCAAAAUAUAUAUUUUUGAUAUGCAUAGUGGCCGUCUGAGUCGCACACUAACAAGCCAUACAACAGAAGUUUCAGGAGUGAAAGUCACGGAGAAAGAUGAUUUCCUGAUAUCUUCUGGUGGUAACAGAAUAACAUUCUGGAGCUUCCGAAGGGAUGAUGCUACGGGCCAUACUACCAGCAUCCGUAAAACUUCUCAGCACUCCCAGCAGAUGCACUCUGCAGCAAUUACUUGCUUGGAUAUAUCCCGUGAUGGCACCAUGGCUGUGACAGGUGGUGUGGACAGUUUGGUGAACAUCUGGCAGCUCAAUACUCAUGAACUCCAUUCAACCUUAGAAGGACACUUUGCUUCUGUUACUUGUGUUGCAUUUUCUCCAAAUGGACUGUUUGCUGUAUCUGGAUCAGAAGAUAAGACUGCUAGAGUGUGGGGGCUUACUUUAGGCUUAGUCGUCUCUGUAUUUAAGGGCCACCAAGCAACAAUAACAGCAGUGGCAGCCAUGAUGGACAGCCGGCGUGUAGUGACUGCUGACAGACAGGGGAUUCUUGCAGUGUGGCUCGCAGACAAUGCAACUCUGCUUCACUCCUGUGGAGGCCCGAGCCAGUGUUUGGCGAUAACUAACUCCAUGAAGUAUGUUGUAUGUGGAAAUGGAGAUACAAGUUUACGAAUAUGGGCUGUAAACAGAGAAGAUGAGCGUUACACAGUCUCUCACAGUGAAGAGAUUACCUGUUUUGUCCUAACGAUGGAUUCUCAGUACGUGAUAACAGGCUCAAGAGACAUGUCACUGAAAGUGUGGCAGGUUGCAGGAGGCAAACUAGCACAGGUUCUUGUAGGUCAUAGUGACCACGUAACAUGUGUUGCUGUAUCCAUUUUAAACAAAUCCCUUGUUGUCUCUGGAUCUCGUGAUUCAAAUCUCAUUGUCUGGGAUAUUAACACAGGCAAUGACAUUCAUAUCCUCAGUGGACAUUUGGGUUGUGUAACUACGGUGAAAGUAUCAGGAGAUGGCAGCCUGGCAGUGUCUGGUUCUGAGGAUAAGAGCAUCAUUGUGUGGGACACGAGGCGUGGACGUCCCCUCUCCUGCCUGCAACUCCAGGUGCCGAUCCUAUCUUUGGAGAUGUCUACAGACUGCUCGAGAAUUGCAGUUCACCUCCUGGAAAGCCGGCAGCUUCCCAUCAUUUGCCUGCAUAACACCCCAGCUACUUAUGUCAAGAUGCCAAGUUAUGUUGCGCCUGCGAAAGAGGUUGAAGACUUGCGACCUACUGGGCCUAAGAGACCAAUGAGAAGACUAUUGAAAAAGGAGGUCUCUCUAGACACAUAUACCUGGCAGAAGAAAUAUGGACACUUGACUUCUUCCAUAAUGAUGGCAGCUGUUGAUGAAAGACUGAAGAGGAGGUUCUCUGUCUCUGCCAGUAUGGAGGAAAUUUCCAAAAUACCAACCAAAGGUUCUACAAUGGGUUCACAACAGUGUGUGGGACCUGAGCAGGCAGCGCUUGCCCAAUCUCAGCAUUUUGAUCAGUUGGAAGCAUUGUGGAAUAAAAGGUCCCCACCAAGAAGACGUCACAAUCAGUCCUUGUCCAAGCAGAACUCUCGCUCAAGUCGGAGAGACUCUUCAGAUAAUGAUGAACGAACCCCUGGUGAGGAGAUUGUAGGUGCGUUUGGAGAUAACGAAAAGUCGACUGCAGUUAGAGAUCCACGUCUCACCCAGUCGUGUAUCACCCAAUGACAGUGGUGUUGGGGUUCCUUUUAGUGAACCCUACCAUAGUAUAUGCAUAGACAUUAAUCAGCUAGUCAGAAAAAUCCUGUAUUUUGCAUGUAUCAAAUGUGUACAUUUUUUUGUUUUUAGUUUUCAUUUAAAUACAUUUUCAUGUAUAUUUUGUUGA
Molecule: messenger RNA, 4426 nt
Organism: Schistocerca nitens (vagrant locust)
Lineage: Eukaryota; Metazoa; Arthropoda; Insecta; Orthoptera; Acrididae
Product: protein qui-1-like
Exons: 22
Coding region: 1-4269 (1422 amino acids)
Molecular function (GO): ATP hydrolysis activity; protein binding
Source: RefSeq, a predicted model, not a curated record